AUGCACAUACAAAAGUUCUUCUAUGUCUUCGACAUCUCCGACAACGACGUGGUGGCGGACUUCUACGACGACUUCCCGGAGGAGCUGGCCGUGCGAGCUGUGAGUGUUCGGUCCCCACCUUCAGGAGGAACCGACCAGGAACAGGACCCCGUGACCAUUGUGCUGGACACCGGGGCGGACGCGGGCAUGGUUCCGGAGGCCAUGCGUGCUAUGGGGGAACCGCUGCCAAGCAACGCGGCCCCACCAAGGCUUACCGACGCCCAGGGCAACGACAUCCCGACCGAGGCCCUGCGGCGUUACGCCUUCGAGCUGCGAGACCAUCGCGGCCAGAGCUUUAUCAUCAAGGAGACCUGCGUGGUUGGACGGGUGCGAGUGCCGCUGCUGGCGGCCGGGAAGCUGCUCAAGCAAGGAUGGCAGCUUGUCUCAGAAGAGGACCCAAGGCUCUACAGGAGGAGCCGGGUGAUCCUGCGAUCGCCGGCCGGCCUCCGCGCACCCGUGGCCUUCAAGCACAACUCUUUGGUCGUGCAGGGCGAGGUCCGCGCGAUCACCGAGAUCCCCCGGAGCCUCCCGCCAAAGGUGCCCAAGGUGACCAUUUCGGCAGAGAUGGAGGCGUUGGUGGGGAACGAGGGCAUGCGCGUGCUGGGGAAUGGCAUCAAGAUGCACUACCAGGCGGCCGCGACCGACUUGCUCGACCCCCGGCCGUGGUACGACGCGACCCUCCACAAGGCCCGAACCACGCUGUACCGCACCAGUGCUGGGUUUUGGCUUCAAGUGGAGAACUCAGCCGACUACCUGUGCGAGAAGAACCCUUUUACCUUGGUGACCAAGACGCCCAAGCCGAGGAUCACUUUGAUUGGCAUGGACGCUUUCGAGGAAGGCUUCUUUCCAGAAGGGGGGGUUGCCCCCAAGCCAAGCGAGCUGGUGGUGGAGAGCCACCCGCAACCACAGGCGCCGAGAACACCGGAGCCACCGGAAGGAGAACUCGCAGAACGACCCGCAGAACGCCAAGGAGAACCUGCAGAACGCCGAGGAGAACCCGCAGAACGCCGAAGAGAACCCGCAGAACGACCCGGAAGCCAAGACGCUGACAUGGGCGCCAGUGAGCCAGGUGACGUGCAAGAUCUUCCUGGUGCCCCGGCCGGGCUUGAGCAGCACGAGUUCGGGGACUAUGUGGCGGCCAAUGCCGCGCAGGCCUUGGAGGGCAUAGACCGGCGAGACCCAGUACCACGAGGACAGCCAGAGAGCGCUCCUGAUGAUGCAGCCGUGGCCCUCCACAACCUCACGCACAUGCCUUUUGCGAGUUGGUGCGAGGCCUGCGUUCGGACAAGAAGCCGCGGAGACCGACACAGCCAAGGCGCCAAUAGGGAGGUCCGGCUCCCGAUCGUGCAGGUCGACUUCUACUUUGCCUCGCUGGAGGAAGGCGAGCAGGAGAAUUGCAUACUUAUCGGCGUCGACCUGGACACGAAGAUGGUUUUGGCUGUGCCCGGGCCCAACAAAGGAGCGGUUAUCCUGGCGAAGGCGACCGAGGAGAUUGUGCGGUUCACUCUGGCGUUGCACCAGGAGCAGGCGGUUAUCGUCCAAUCGGACGGGGAGCCCGCCAUCAAGGCGGUUGUGCGGGCAGUGGCCGCAGCAAGAGCCAGACUUGGCCGAAAGACAGUGCAGCGCGCUACGCCCGUCGCCGCGCACGAGUCCAAUGGAGCGGCGGUGCACGCAGCCUUCGUGCACAACAGGUUUCAUGUGAUACCGGGGCUGCAACAGACCCCGUUCGAGAUCGCGUUUGGAGGGAAACGCUUCGACCAGAAGCUCUGCGAGUUCGGGGACACCGUCUACGGCCAGGUCUUCCGGACCAACAAAGCGGAACCCAGAUGGGUUAAAGCGAUCUGGGUGGGGAUGAAUCCCCACAGCGGCGCCAACAACCUCAUGACGGUCUACGGGCACAUCCAGAGCGCCUCUGUUCGCCGAGCGGCCCCGGACCAGCAGCUGACGGCCGACCAGAUCAAGGAGGGCGGCUACAUUGGAGAGCAGCCGGCCAGCCCGCCAAAGCGGAAGGCCGAGGCCGAGCCAUCUUCAGCCGGAGCGGUUGAAAAACGCAAGGCUGAGGAAAUGGCCCAGGGAAACCCGAGCAGCAGCAGUGGUAGCAGUGACGGCGGCGGCUCAAUCAGGAUGGUGGAGACUGUGGACGCCGAUUGGGCCGAGCACGGCCCGGACAUCGAGGCGGAGAUCGCUGCCGACGGGCAGGAGUCAACCGAGGACCCGCCAAGCCUGAGCGUCGAGGAGCUUGCGGUGCUGGACGACGCCGCCGAGCUGGAGGAGAUCGAGAGGCUGGAGAAGAUGACCGUUUUGGUCGACCCUGUGGCCGGGGAAGAGGCCGAGCAAUUGAGCACUGUUUUCGUCAAGACGUGGAAGUACGACAAGACACGUUCUCGAGCCCCGGCAUCGGUGACCACGUUGGCCCGGAUGGUGCCGCUGCUCGCGCAGCAGUGGAACACCCCUGUGUGGGUGAUGGACAUCAAGGACGCGUUCCUUCAGGUGGAGCAACCGGCCAACGAGCCCGUCCUUGUUACCUCCCCCAGGUCCUACACGGCAAAGUCAGUGGACCUGGAGAGCAUGGAGGAGGUGCCCACACUGUUCAGGGCCAGGGCUGGUCGCUACGCGGUGAAGGUCAAUGGGCCCUUCCACUUGCCGGGGGACAUGUACGAGUUCCUUCGGCGACGCCACCAGUUCGAGCCCGACGGCUCGAUCACCAUAAGGGCGGCCACGCGGUUUUACCAGGACCUCUACGAGCUGGCCGGCCGACCAAAGGCGAGAAGCACACCGGGACCCAGCGGCAAGGAGGACAUGUUCGACCUCGACUCCACCAAGGCCUUGGAAAGUGGCGAGGCGACCCUCUACCGGACCAUGCUGGGGAAGCUUCUCUAUGUCGGCGGAACGGCCGGACUGCCAAGCGGCCAUACAGUACCUCUCGGGCAAGGCAUCGGCACCGACCGAGCGAGCAGCCAAGCUCCUGCGUCAGUGAUGCAGCUGACGGGCGACCGCCAAGGAGAGCAAGGAGGUGGAGAACACAGCCACCUCAUCGGGGGCUUCUCGGAUAGCAACUUCGCAAACGACCGAACUACAAGGCGGAGUUUGUCAUCGGGCCAGAUCUUCAUCGGCCAAGCCCUCGCUUAUUCCUUUGUCCGUGGGCAAAAGGUGGUGACCCUCAGCAAUGGAGAAGCCGAGCUGGUGGCGCUGACGCAGACCACCUCGGAAUGCAUCCUGGUCAAGAAGGCCUGGGAGUUUUUGGUCCAGCAGGAGGCCACUUUGGCCAUGAGGUCCGACUUCUGGGUGGCACGAGCAAUAGCUUCAAGGCUGGGUGUCGGGAGAGUGAGGCACCUACAGACCUCGUGUCUGUGGAUCCAGCAAUGGGUGGCACAGCACCUCUUGAAGGUGCUGGCGGUCCCGACGGAGUUCAACCCAGCUGACCUCGGGAGGAAGCGCUUUACCACAAAGCGGCUGCGACUGUUGUGCUACCUGGUUGGCUUGGUCCACGACAAUGGGGAGCACGUUGGCCAGAACGAGUUCCGGGAGGCGACAGCAAGGCGAGCAGGACGAGGAGACCGGAACAACGACGUGGUGGUGCGGCUGGUGCAGCUUCUUGCUGCAGCCACCCUACAGGGAUGUGAGUUCGGCCCGGCCGGACCCAACGAGCUCUUCGAGGACCUCGCCUCGCUCCUCUACUUUCUCUUAGAGGCGACCGAGCGCGACAACCAGGAGGAAAGCGAGCACGACAACCAGGAGGAGAGCGAGCACAACAACCAGGAGGCGACCGACCAGGAGGCCCAGAACGGGAACACCAACAACAAUCACGAGCUGCACGUGCCCACUGAGCCCAUGGGCACAGCCAACGGCUUGAUCCAGAAGUGGCGGCACGGAUUCAAAGCUGGCUACGGCUACCCAGUCUUCAGAGGCACGGCCUACGGGAGCCACGACCUCAGGAAGCUCCUCUUCGACAGCAGCUAUGCCGCUGCCCAUGGAACCGAGCUCUUCUACCCGAUCGGGAAGCAAGUUCGAGCAGGCCCGUGA
This is a messenger RNA of Symbiodinium sp. CCMP2592, 4062 nucleotides long. The record is from the annotation of a GenBank genome assembly. Lineage: Eukaryota; Dinophyceae; Suessiales; Symbiodiniaceae.